AUGACCCGGCCCCUGGAGCAGGCAGUCGCUGCCAUCGUGUGCACCUUCCAGGAGUAUGCUGGGCGCUGUGGGGACAAGUACAAGAUCUGCCAGUCGGAGCUCAAGGAGCUGCUGCAGAAGGAGCUGCCCACCUGGACCCCGAGUGAGUUCCGGGAGUGUGACUACAAUAAAUUCAUGAGUCUUCUGGAUACCAACAAGGACUGCGAGGUGGACUUUGGGGAGUACGUGCGCGCACUUGCCAGCCUUUGUCUCUACUGCCACGAGUACUUCAAAGACUGCCCCCCUGAGCCCCCUUGUCCCCAGUAGCCUCUGAUCCAGAGGGGCAUGCCAUCCUGGAAGGGCAGGGUCUGCUCUAGUGCUCCGUCUUUGUCCCUGAGGUGGUCCUGGGUGUGUAGUCACACCCUUCCUACCCUCUCUGUGGGACCCUUUUAAUCUGGACUUAACCAGGUCCCUGAUUUGCUAACUCUGGCUACUCAUGAGUACUUUCCUAGGGAUGCCAAAGUAGUGAGGGGUGGAGCAGUAGCCAGCCUUUGCUUCUGUUCUUGGGAGGGAGAACAUCUCUGCUCCCACUUUGGAGGCUCAGCCAUGU
Peromyscus eremicus (cactus mouse) is the source of this 589-nucleotide messenger RNA. It is a transcript of the gene S100a3, whose product is annotated as S100 calcium binding protein A3. The transcript is spliced from 2 exons. Lineage: Eukaryota; Metazoa; Chordata; Mammalia; Rodentia; Cricetidae. The record is from RefSeq and is a predicted model, not a curated record. Bases 1 to 306 code for a protein of 101 amino acids. Gene Ontology annotation, cellular component: cytoplasm. Gene Ontology annotation, molecular function: transition metal ion binding; calcium ion binding.